AUGAAGGCAGGGAACCCGCUGGGCUCAGCCAACGCCACCGUGGAAGUGGAUGUGCAGGUGCCUGUGAGUGGCCUCAGCAUCAGGGCCAGCGAGCCAGGAGGCAGCUUCGUGGCGGCCGGGUCCUCUGUGCCCUUUUGGGGGCAGCUGGCCACGGGCACCAAUGUGAGCUGGUGCUGGGCUGUGCCCGGCGGCAGCAGCAAGCGUGGCCCUCAUGUCACCAUGGUCUUCCUGGAUGCUGGCACCUUCAAUAUCCGGCUCAAUGCCUCCAACGCAGUCAGCUGGGUCUCAGCCACGUACAACCUCACGGUGGAGGAGCCCAUCGUGGGCCUGGUGCUGUGGGCCAGCAGCAAAGUGGUGGCGCCCGGGCAGCUUGUCCAUUUUCAGAUCCUGCUGGCUGCCGGCUCAGCUGUCACCUUCCGCCUGCAGGUCGGCAGGGCCAGCCCCGAGGUGCUCCCCGGGCCCCGUUUCUCCCACAGCUUCCCCCGCGUCGGGGACCACGUGGUGAGCGUGCAGGGCAAAAACCACGUGAGCUGGGCCCAGGCGCAGGUGCGCAUCGUGGUGCUGGAGGCCGUGAGCGGGCUGCAGGUGCCCAACUACUGCGAGCCUGGCAUCGCCAUGGGCACUGAGAGGAACUUCACAGCCCGCGUGCAACGCGGCUCUCGGGUCGCCUACGCCUGGUACUUCUCACUGCAGAAGGUCCAGGGCGACUCGCUGGUCAUCCUGUCGGGCCGCGACGUCACCUACACGCCCGUGGCCGCGGGGCUGUUUGAGAUCCAGGUGCGCGCCUUCAACGCCCUGGGCAGUGAGAACCGCACGCUGGUGCUGGACGUUCAGGACGCCGUCCAGUAUGUGGCCCUGCGGAGCGGCCCCUGCUUCACCAACCGCUCGGCACAGUUUGAGGCCGCCACCAGUCCCAGCCCCCGGCGCGUGGCCUACCACUGGGACUUUGGGGAUGGGUCCCCAGGGCAGGACACAGAUGAGCCCAGGGCCGAGCACUCCUACCUGAGGCCUGGGGACUACCGCGUGCAGGUGAACGCCUCCAACCUGGUGAGCUUCUUCGUGGCGCAGGCCAUGGUGACCGUCCAGGUGCUGGCCUGCCGGGAGCCGGAGGUGGACGUGGUCCUGCCCCUGCAGGUGCUGAUGCGACGAUCACAGCGCAACUACUUGGAUGCCUACGUUGACCUGCGCGACUGCGUCACCUACCAGACUGAGUACCGCUGGGAGGUGUACCGCACCGCCAGCUGCCAGCGGCCGGGGCGCCCGGCGCGUGUGGCCCUGCGCGGCGUGGACUUGAGCCCGCCUCGGCUGGUGCUGCCGCGGCUGGCGCUGCCUGUGGAGCACUACUGCUUUGUGUUUGUUGUGUCAUUUGGGGACACGCCACUGGCACGGAGCAUCCAGGCCAAUGUGACGGUGGCCCCCGAGCGCCUGGUGCCCAUCACUGAGGGUGGCUCAUACCGCGUGUGGUCAGACACACAGGACCUGGUGCUGGAUGGGAGCGAGUCCUACGACCCCAACCUGGAGGACGGCGACCAGACGCCGCUCAGUUUCCACUGGGCCUGUGUGGCUUCGACACAGAGGGAGGCUGGCGGGUGUGCGCUGAACUUUGGGCCCUGCGGGAGCAGCACGGUCACCAUUCCACGGGAGCGGCUGGCGGCUGGUGCUGGCAUGGAGUACACCUUCAGCCUCACCGUGUGGAAGGCCGGCUGCAAGGAGGAGGCCACCAACCAGACGGUGCUGAUCCGGAGUGGCCGGGUGCCCAUUGUGUCCUUGGAGUGUGUGUCCUGCAAGGCACAGGCCGUGUACGAAGUGAGCCGCAGCUCCUACGUGUACCUGGAGGGCCGCUGCCUCAAUUGCAGCAGCGGCUCCAAGCGAGGGAUGGAGUCUCGCUCUGUCACGCAGGCUGGAGAGCAGUGGUGUGCUCUUGGCUCACUGCAACGUCCAUUUCCUGAGUUCAAGCGAUUCUUGUGCCUCAGCCUCCCAGUAGCUGGGAUUACAGGCACAUGCCACCACGCCCAGCUAAUUUUUGUAUUUUUAAUGGAGAAGUGGUUUCACCAUGUUGGCCAGACGUACUCUGGCCUCUUCUGCGUGGUGGUCAACCCCUAUAAACACCUGCCCAUCUACUCGGAGAAGAUCGUCGACAUGUACAAGGGCAAGAAGAGGCACGAGAUGCCGCCUCACAUCUAUGCCAUCGCAGACACGGCCUACCGGAGCAUGCUUCAAGAUCGGGAGGACCAGUCCAUUCUAUGCACGCUGGAGUGCAAUGGUGCGAUCAUAGCUCACUGCAGCCUGGAACUCUUGGGCUCAAUUGAUCCCCCUGCCUCAGCCUCCCGAGUAGCUGGGACCACAGGCCGUCUGGUGUUGAGGCGACAAGAAUGGAGACCAUGGAGGAGUGGAGUGGACUGGGCUGUGACCUGCCAAGGGGGGAAUGUUUUAAAGGACACCUUGGAAAAAAAGGGGGUAUUAGGGCAUUUAAAAGCAAGGAUCCGAGCUGAAGUUUUCAAUGCCCUAGAUGAUGACCGUGAACCCCGACCAUCAUUGUCUCAUGAAAACCUUCUAAUUAAUGAAUUAAUUCGAGAGUAUUUAGAAUUCAACAAAUAUAAGUAUACAGCAUCUGUCCUCAUAGCAGCUCACUGCAUCCUCCGCCUCCCGGGUUCAAGCAGUUCUCCUGCCUCAGCCUCCCGAGUACCUGGAACUACAGAAUCUGGUCAACCUGUAGUUCCAUUGGACAGACAGUUUCUCAUCCAUGAACUAAAUGCAUUUGAAGAAUCAAAGGAUAAUACAAUGUAA
This is a messenger RNA of Pan troglodytes (chimpanzee), 2787 nucleotides long. RefSeq names its product polycystin-1-like. Gene Ontology annotation, molecular function: monoatomic cation channel activity; protein binding; ATP binding. The record is from RefSeq and is a predicted model, not a curated record. Gene Ontology annotation, biological process: calcium ion transport. Lineage: Eukaryota; Metazoa; Chordata; Mammalia; Primates; Hominidae. Gene Ontology annotation, cellular component: plasma membrane; myosin complex.